This is a messenger RNA of Panicum hallii, 1371 nucleotides long. Its product is annotated as BTB/POZ and MATH domain-containing protein 2-like. Bases 1 to 1371 code for a protein of 456 amino acids. Gene Ontology annotation, molecular function: peroxidase activity; protein binding; heme binding. The transcript has a single exon. Gene Ontology annotation, biological process: response to oxidative stress; protein ubiquitination. The record is from RefSeq and is a predicted model, not a curated record. NCBI's taxonomy places the organism in Eukaryota, Viridiplantae, Streptophyta, Magnoliopsida, Poales, Poaceae.
AUGUCGGCGCCAAUACCGAAGCCGCCGCCGCCGCCGGCGGCGGGCACCGAGCUGUUGCGGUGCGUCAAGACGCUGUCGAUGAUCGUCAACUGCUACUCGGAGACCAAGAAGCUGGCCAACGGCAGGUCCCUCAAGUCCGCCGCGGUGGCCGCCGGCGGUCACUCCUGGCGCAUCGCCUUCUACCCCAACGGGAGGCUCCCCGGCAACACUGACUUCGUAUCCGUCUACCUCCUGCUGGACGACGCCGCCGGCGGAGCCGUCACCGAUGACGCCGUCCACGUGGAGGCGAGGUUCAUGCUGAUCGAGGUAGGCUACCCGGCGCAGCGCCUCGAGUCCUUCAAGGUCGCCGGAGCCGUUGGUGCGCGGCACGAAACGCUGAUCGGCAGCGAGCGCUUCGGCUCGCGGAAGGAACUGGAGAGAUUGGACUUCAUCGUGAAGCCCGAUCGCUUCACGAUCCGGUGCGACUUCACCGUCGUCUCCACCAAGGGCGGCAGCAAGCCAACCGUCGACGCGCCGGCCUCGGGCGGCCUGCCGAAUCCGACUCCGACCGUCGCGAGGAGCCCGCCGCCGCAACCAUCAGUCCAGCAGGCAGCGGCGCCGGCGGGAGCAAGCAGCAGGGUGCCUCCACCGCCCGCCCCACCGCCGGUAGUACAACCGGCCGUGAGGGCGCUGCGCUCCUCCAUGUCCGGCCUGCCCGCGGAUCUCGGCCGCCUCCUCGAGACCAAGCAAGGCGCGGACAUGGACUUCGAGGUGCGCGGCAAGGUGUUCGCCGCGCACAAGCUCGUGCUCGCCGCCCGGUCGUCGGUCUUCAUGGCGGAUUUCUUCGGCCCGGCCAAGGAGAAGGCCACCGGCAGCCACAUCCGCAUCCGCGACAUGCGUCAGGACGCGUUCGAGGCCCUGCUGCAUUACAUGUACACCGACUCGUUACCGGCGACGGUGACGAACGCACGGGCAGAAGCCGCCGUGUUUGCACAGGACCUGCUCGUGGCGGCGGACCGGUACAAUCUCAAGGACCUCAAGUCACUCACUGAGAACAAGCUGUGCGAGCACAACGUCGGCGCAAGCACGGUGUUGCCAAUGCUGGCGCUAGCGGAGCACCACCAGUGCUGGAAGCUCAAGGAGAAGUGCCUGGAGUUCAUCGCUGCUGGGAGGAACACGAGAGCUGUCAUGGCGACGGAUGACGUCGAGCAUCUGGCGAGGCGCUGCCCCUCUGUUGUCAGGGAAGUGCUCACCAAGAUUCUGGACGCAAGGGAGGCGACGCCAAGCAACCGUGUGAUGGUCAGCAUAGAUGUCUCCUUCUACAUUUAUGCUUUGAUUUUCAUCUUUCCCUUGGGCUUAUGUGUUCUUUUUUAUGCUAUUCUGUUAAAAUAG